Molecule: messenger RNA, 1635 nt
Organism: Hirundo rustica (Barn swallow)
Lineage: Eukaryota; Metazoa; Chordata; Aves; Passeriformes; Hirundinidae
Gene: BIN2
Product: bridging integrator 2
Exons: 12
Coding region: 4-1548 (514 amino acids)
Biological process (GO): plasma membrane tubulation; podosome assembly; phagocytosis, engulfment
Cellular component (GO): podosome; plasma membrane; cytoplasm
Molecular function (GO): phospholipid binding; protein binding
Source: RefSeq, a predicted model, not a curated record
GCCAUGGCCGAGGGCAGGAGCGGCAGCGCCGGGCUCUUCGCCAGGCAGGUCCAGAAGCGCUUCAGCCGCGCCCAGGAGAAGGUUUUGCAAAAACUGGGCAAAACCGUGGAAACCAAAGACGAGCAGUUCGAGCAGAGCGCCUCCAACUUCCAGCUGCAGCAGAACGAGGGUCACAAACUCUACAAGGACCUCAAGGGGUUCGUGGGAGCCGUGAGAGUGAUGCGCGAGAGCUCCCGCAGAGUGGCCGAGACGCUGCAGGAGAUUUACAGCGCCGAGUGGGACGGGCACGGCGAGCUCCGGGCCAUCGCCGAGAGCAACGACCUGCUGUGGGAUGAUUACGAGGCGAAGCUGGCCGACCAAGCCCUGAGGCUCGUGGAGAAUUACCUGGCUCAGUUCGGGGACUUCAAGGAGCGCAUCGCCAAGCGGGGCCGAAAGCUCGUGGACUACGACAGCGCCCGGCACCACCUGGAGGCUCUGCAGAGCGCCAAGAAAAAGGACGAGGCCAAAAUCGCCAAGGCUGAGGAGGAGUUCAACAAAGCCCAGGCGGUGUUCGAGGACCUGAACAACGAGCUGCGGGAGGAGCUGCCCGUCCUGUACGGCAGCCGCAUCGCCUGUUACGUCACCGUUUUCCAGAACAUCUCCAACCUCCGCGAUGUCUUCUACAAGGAGAUGAGCAAGCUCAACCGGGACCUGUACGAGGUGAUGAGCAAACUGGAGAAGCAGCACUCGAGCAAGGUGUUCAUCAUCAAAGGUGUCCCCAGCAACCGCCGCUCUCUGGUCAUCUCGGCUCCCGUGAGCCCCCCGGCCGUGUUCCCGUGCCCGGACAAGGCGCCCGCCGUGGGCACCGAGGUGACACCGGGGUCCCCCGGCGGGGACAGCGCUGCCACCGACGCGGCCACCAACGGGGACCUGGGCGCUGUUUCCCCCGGGCCACCCCCGGCCUCGCCCGCCAGCGCGGGGUCCCUGGACACGGCGUCGGUGUCCAGCGAGGAGAUCGCGGAGCCGGGCCGCGACAACGAGCAGGCGACAUCGGUGACAGCGUCGGUGUCGAGCCAGGAGACCGCGGAGCCCGGCCCCGACUCUCCCGGCGCUCCGGGGGGGCCCGAUGGCAUCGCCACCUCCCUGGCGUCGCUGAUUUUAUCCGAGGCCAUCGCCCAGGCCGCCGGCACCUUGUCACCAGAGCCGGGGACAGCCGAGGACACGGCGGGGGACACGGGCACGGCAGGGGACACGGGCACGGCGGGGGACACGGCCACGGCGGGGGACACGGCCACGGCACGCUCCGCGCUGCCGCCGUCCCCCACGGCAGCUGUCCCCGGCCGUGCCCUCGGUCCCUCGGAGGUGGCACCGGCGUGUCCCCGGGAGCAGCGCCAGCCCGGCGGGGACAUCGAGGACAGCGCGGAGGUGACGGACUCGGAGCCAGAUGCGCCCGAAACUCAGGGUUGUUCCGGGACACCGGAGCAGGACACGAGCCUGGACACGAGCCAGGACCCCUCAGGUGCCGCGGAGCCCCCCCAGGAUCCCCCCGAGUCCUUCAGCGCCCUGUGAUCCCCCGGGAAACGCGGCGUCUUCCCCGAAUUCAUCCCCCAGAAAGCAUUUCCCAGCCCCCGUCCGGUCCGAAAUAAAGAUGGGAGA